AAGCGUGAGCUCAGUGCAGAUGUGAUUUCAAAGGCUUUCUCUUGGCGGGUUUUCAAGUUUUCAAGUUUUCAGUUCUUCUCAUGUCACGCUUGAACUGUCAGUUUCUUCCUGGGAAUCGACAGAAUUGAAGCUCUCAACGGUCCUAUUCUAGAGACUUUGGUAAAUGCUCUCUUUCGAGUAACCACAAAAGCUACGAUGUGCAUAUCCUUGCCAUUGGCACAAUUAUCAAGCCAAUGUUGAAAUUCCCACCUGCUGAUCCCUCAUACAGUCGUCUUCUCGUCUAUCCCCCACGUCUGGAAAACAAAGUCCUCCGCUCGUUCUGAUUACAAACGCAGUUCUCUCCGAAUCCGUCAAAAUGAAUGUCUUGAAGUUCCCUUCUGAAAUUCUCAACAAAAUCCUAGUCCAUGCAAUCUAUGCACGGCGUCUAAAGCGAGGUCUGAGACUUCGACUUGUUUGCAGUAAGUUUUAUACUCAAGCAUAAUGUGCAACGGCAUAUAGCCGCUCAUUCCACCACAGAAACUUUCUCAACCGCGGUCAUCACUGCACUUUUCGAGACUCGUCUCUUCGACAUAUAUUCACCUGGACCCUUCGAAGUUCAUGGUCAAUGGCAGAGCCAAAACCGUACAUUUCUUUUUCAAAUGUUCCACUCGUAUCUUGUCUAUCGCGUAAAUAACCAGCGCAGCGGAGAAGGGAAUCGACUCUUGGAGAUGCGCGAAAUUGCGACACUCAUCGAAGAACAUUCAACCCUAAACCUGUCAUUUAUCAUCGAUAGACUGUCUUGGUUAGCAUUCAAAUACGCUUUCUCGUUUAUCGACUGUCGCAAGGAUUACUGGGAGACACGCGGAUUUGUAAAGGCAGAGGAUGGAACCCGUAAACGAAACAUUGACUUGGCACAGCCAAUACAAGGACUCAGCAUCCUGGCUGCUGCAGCUCACUUGGAUUUGUUUCCAUUGGUUUCAAAAGUGCUUAAGGAGGGUCACUCUCCUGAGCUACACAAUUACAUGUUCCCAAGCGCUCUCGAGGCUGCCGCAUGGGCUGGUAACCAUGCGAUGGCCCAGACGCUUCAGAGUCACAUCGCCAACCAGCCAGGAUUUGCUGGACUCGAUCUCAUUUCGAAAUGGAUGAAACUUACUGGAAAUCGUGUCAUGAUCGGUGCCGCAAUCCGAGGCCAUCUCGCAUUCCUCAAAUGGACAAUGCACCCUCCACCUCUAGGCUCACCAAGCGAGACAACACUCGCCGGAGAGCCAGUCGGACAGAUCCCUCGAGAGUCCAGACUUGGUUCUACUAUUUACGCAGCACAGAGAAGCACAAAAUCUGUCGAGAUCCACAAGUGUCUCCAAGGCUUCCUCAAGGAAUCACUUACUGACCUGUAUCCCGACUGGUUAUCACGAGAUUUCUGCAACCACUGCGAAUGGGGAAACAUAUCCAUGGUAGAAUACUUCCUCGACAACGGCGUAGACCCAAACUCUCCUUACCUUCGCGAUCGCGCGACAGCCCUCUGCAUCGCAGCUCAAAGCUGCCAAGAACCCGUCGUGGAUCUUCUCCUCGCCCGUGGUGCAGAUCCGAACUUCAAGGCCGAGAAAUACUCACAGUUCACAGCUCUCCCUCUCGCAGCGUCAUCAGGCAGCUUAUCCAUGGUCCGCAAGCUUCUCGAUCAUGGCGCCUAUCCUAACGAGAAGGUAAACGCCAUAAUCAGAUUGCCUGCGCUAUGGUAUGCAGUUGCCACGGAGAACGCAGCUAUGAUCGAACUUCUGGAAUCUCGUGGUGCUUCGUUCGAUGUGCCUCUGGAGGGGGAGCCGUGGAUUGGAGGGAACGCUAUGGAGAUGGUGGAGGAGCUUUUUCUGGGUUCUAUGUUUGAUUUGUUGAAGGAUAAAGGCGUUCGAAUUACGGAGAGGUUGAAUGAGACCGGGUGUGCGCCGUGGCGGAGAUGGCAUUUGGCGAACAAUCCGCCGAGAAAUAAUCCAAACUGGGACAGGCUGAAGUUAUGA
Molecule: messenger RNA, 1988 nt
Organism: Cadophora gregata
Lineage: Eukaryota; Fungi; Ascomycota; Leotiomycetes; Helotiales; Ploettnerulaceae
Exons: 2
Coding region: 639-1988 (449 amino acids)
Molecular function (GO): protein binding
Source: RefSeq, a predicted model, not a curated record